This is a messenger RNA of Parnassius apollo (apollo), 675 nucleotides long. The record is from the annotation of a GenBank genome assembly. Lineage: Eukaryota; Metazoa; Arthropoda; Insecta; Lepidoptera; Papilionidae.
AUGAAUUUAAGCAUUAAGGUAAUGCAAGCAGAUAUACGACUGUGUUUACUGGUCGCAACACUGGCACUUGGUGUCGUGUCGGGAUCGGGACCGUGCGAGCGCGGGCGUAGCUGGUGGCACCGGCAGAGCGGCACCUGCCUCCCUUGCACCCGCUGCGACCCCACGCGCCUCGCCGUCAAGUAUCCCUGCGAGCUACACCGGGACACAGUUUGCCAGUCCCUCUACGAUGUGCGAAUAUUUCCAUUUAACACACGUCCUCGUAAAAGCAAUGGAACGAACGCGAGUGAACAGUCCAGUGAUUACGAAUAUUACGAAUACGCGGACUACAGCGGUGAAGUGACAGAUAAAAGUGAUGGUGAACUAGAAUGGGAUGUACAAGCGUCAACCUUGACACUGGCUGUGAGUGGCUGUGUGGUGUUCUUUGCAGUGGUGUUGAUACUGUCAUUGUAUCACGCAAGGCAGUGGAAGGUUCUGAAAAAGGCGCUCGAGUCGGACGUACAAGACUUGUCAGCCAAGCUGAAGUUAAUGGAGGCGGGCGGCGAAAGUCCGGCCGAGCCGGUAAUGGCCACCGAUCACAUCUACUGUAACAUACAUGUAGGAAAAGACGCCCUGCUAGGUGGAACGUCAACCAAAAAAGGAUUGGGCAACGUCUACACGCAGAAGCUCUCACCCUAA